Zea mays is the source of this 691-nucleotide messenger RNA. RefSeq lists its product as uncharacterized. Lineage: Eukaryota; Viridiplantae; Streptophyta; Magnoliopsida; Poales; Poaceae. Bases 68 to 517 code for a protein of 149 amino acids. The transcript is spliced from 2 exons. The record is from RefSeq and is marked validated.
AUUCCAGUCCACACGAGCUAGCUAGCUAGGACACCCGCGCCCCCGUCCGCGCGCCGCGCCGAUAUCGAUGGCCGGCAGUACCACUACCACCGCCGUGUGCUCCAUGUGCGGCGAUGUCGGGUUCCCCGACAAGCUCUUCCGCUGCGCGCGCUGCCGCCGCCGCUUCCAGCACUCCUACUGCACCAACUACUACGGCGACGCGGCCCCGGCCCAGGCGGGCGCCGGCGUGUGCGACUGGUGCCUCCGCGACGACGUCGGCGGCGGGACGAAGAAGCGGCAGCACUCUUCGGCGUCGGCGGCGGCAUGCGGCGGCAAGCAGCCGCACCGGCAGGCGGAAGAAGAAGAAGAAGAAGAAGCAGCAGCAGCAGGCUGGAGGAGGAGCGCGCAGCAUCAGCCAGCGUCGUCGUCGUCGUUCCCGCCCAGCGGCGGGUGCAGCAAGGUCACCGGCGGCAGCGAGCACGCCGAGGGCGGCCGGAGGCCCCGCCGGUACAAGCUCCUCAAGGACGUGCUGUGCUAGCGAGCCGCCGGCUAGCUAGCUAGCCAGCCGCCAGCCAGCCAGGUGCUCGUACGUCGUCCUCGUCGUACUAUGUAUGUACAAAACAAUGCUUGCUAAUUAGUAGUAUAGUGUUUAGUUAUUAUGCAUGCAUGCAUGUGCACAAUAAUUAAGUACCGCCAGCUGCCCUUGUCGAGC